AUGUCAAAUCCGCUUCAAGAGACUGCUUUUCAAGUCGCUCCCUUAUCGACGUCAGCACGAAAGGAGAAGAUACUCGGUGCCGAAUGGAUCCCCAUGAUCCGCGGUAUGAAUGCUGUGCUCGAACCUACCCAUAAUUACCUUCGUUUUGGGAGGAUGAACACUAUCAUGAGUCUUGGUAACUGGGACAAGCUGGAUCCGGACCAGGAUAACCCUGUUUUCGAAGACAUCUACUUCUGCAGUACUCGUGAGACUUGGAGUAAAUCUGAACACUCAGAAGUCUAUGAAGAGGCGCUUCAAAUCCUUCGGAGGUGUCGUCUUUAUUCGCAGCAGUUCCGCAACAUGGAUGCCAAGACACUCGAUCAAUGGGGGCAUAACAAGGAGUGGUCAGGGCCUCUUAUCUUUAUUCAUUUUGCAUCUACUUCUUACUUCUCACUCCUUCAGCAGAGACAACCCGCGGCUUUAAUCCUUUUUUCCUUUUUUGGGGCACUUUUGCAUGAACUAAACGAUUACUGGUUUCUACAAGGUUGGGGGAAAGCAAUCGUGGAAGUGGUAGCGGAUGUUCUCGGCAGCUAUUGGAAACCAUGGUUAUUGUGGCCGUUGCAGGCCGUCCAGAAAUGA
Messenger RNA from Fusarium sp. VM40, 618 nucleotides. The record is from the annotation of a GenBank genome assembly. NCBI's taxonomy places the organism in Eukaryota, Fungi, Ascomycota, Sordariomycetes, Hypocreales, Nectriaceae.